Molecule: messenger RNA, 975 nt
Organism: Penicillium maclennaniae
Lineage: Eukaryota; Fungi; Ascomycota; Eurotiomycetes; Eurotiales; Aspergillaceae
Exons: 1
Coding region: 1-975 (324 amino acids)
Source: RefSeq, a predicted model, not a curated record
AUGUUACUAGUUGGAAGUCCAUCACUACCAGUUGGUUUCUGCCAAACUCUGUUUACCCUCGAACUUGUCUCAAGAGUCUACGCGCACUCGAAUGGUGCUACUAUACCACUCACGGUACUGUCAGAGCCGUUCUUUGGUAAUGCGUGGGUGCCCAGACCAAUAUGUGAGCCGCUGAGUUUCAUGAGGCAAUCGAACACUAUUCCUCGACUUGUACCAGCUAUACCGGCUGCAUUGACUCGUCAGCAGGCUUUUUCCUGCGUAGCGAAAUUUGAGUCCGGAACAGUCGACCUGGAUCCAGAUGAUCUAAACACGACGCUGGCGCUCUGUUCUGGAGAUUCGAUGUUUGUCGCUGCAGUUAUCUUACUGGAUCCCUUUGAACAGCCCGCGGCUUAUGAACUACGGCGAAUUGUCGGAAACAUCAGUCACCCAGGUAUCAGUCUGCUCGUUGCACCCGAGGAUCCUAAAAUCCGCAACCGAUCAAAUCAGUACACUGCUAUCACUCAUGCGUCGUAUGAUUUCCAGCGCGAGAAUAAUUUUGCGGGGACAUCUUUGCACUUAUCCUUCACGCAUUGGAAAUUUCCUCUCGAGGCUGGUGGAUAUCGAACAAUUGAUCCGGACGUUCUCGUCGUGGAAUCUGUGAUAUCUGUGCUCGACCGGGGCAAAUGGGUCGCGGACUUGGACAUUCUGUGCAUUGAUUUUGAGAGUCUAUCGCGUGUUGUCAGAGAUUGCGAUCGGCAUCAUCACGAGGCCCAUGAUUUAGAAUAUGACUACACGUCUAUCGAUAACUGGGACGAGCUACUUGACCAACCGGAGAAUGUGGGUGUUUUCCGAGCUCACGGAAAUUGGGCUGCCCGUCUUGCGGCCAUCAGCAUAUUAUCACAACAAGGCCAGGGGCAUAGUAUUGCUUUGUUUGGGAAACAGAAGGUCUGUUUCAAGUGCCUCGAAGAGAGAGAGAGGAGAAUGUGGAUUAUUUGA